AUGCACGCAGUGACCGUGAUGUGGAAGGUGAUCUUCGCGUUCAUCCCGCCCACGGACUACUGCGACGGCUGGUUGUGCUUCGGCUGCGCGCUGAUCAUGAUCGGCUGCUGCACGGCGCUCAUCGGCGACAUGGCGGAGCUCUUCGGCUGCCUGAUGGACCUCCACGAUGCCGUCACCGCCGUCACCUUUGUGGCGCUUGGCACGUCGAUGCCCGACCUCUUCGCCUCCAAGACCGCGGCGAUAGCGGACCCCUACGCCGACGCGUCCAUCGGGAAUGUCACCGGCAGCAACUCGGUCAACGUCUUCCUCGGGCUCGGGCUGCCCUGGGUGAUCGGCUCCAUCUACUGGGCGGCCCAGGGCGUCGCGUCCGACGGGGGCCCGUCGGACGGAGGCAAGUUCGUGGUCCCCGAGGGCAAUCUUGGUUUCAGCCUCAUCGUCUACUCGAUCUUGGCGACCCUGUGCAUCGCUCUCCUGAUGAUCAGAAGAGUGCUCUUCGGAGGCGAGCUCGGAGGGCCACCCGUGCCGAAGUUCGCGUCGGCCGCCCUCAUGGUGUUCAUGUGGUUCUUCUACAUCGGGAUUUUCAGCUGGUACGUCAUGGAUAAUAAGAGCGACUGCGACUGA
Messenger RNA from Prorocentrum cordatum, 621 nucleotides. Lineage: Eukaryota; Dinophyceae; Prorocentrales; Prorocentraceae. The record is from the annotation of a GenBank genome assembly.